AUUGAAGUAGCCCAGCUGCUCUCCUUAUUGCUAGCAGCCGGGGAGGAGGCUCCCUAAGUGAGCUACUUCUCAAGCUAGGCACGAGCGAAUUUGAAAAAGCAGGAAACAGCCCCUGCUUGUAGAGCUUCAGCCUGGCAACUCCCAGCUAGUAUUCCAGACAGCUGGGUAGCUAGAGACCCUUGGUAUUGUGGUCACAUCCCUAAGAAGUGAACAGUCAUCAGCAGUGGCAUUUGGAGGAAGCCGGCAUGCUACAGAUGCUGUGGCAUUUUCUGUCUAGCUUUUUCCCUAGAGCUGGGUGCCAGGAUUCCAGAGAGGGCAUCGAUCAUGGAGUCAAAGGCACUCAGACCCCUGCUCGGGGAGACCAGAUGCCCACCUUUUUGGGGAAACAAAACGGAAGGGCUGAGGCCACGGAAAAGAGACCUACCAUCUUGCUGGUGGUCGGACCUGCAGAACAGUUUCCUAAGAAAAUUGUGCAAGCAGGUGACAAGGACCUUGAUGGGCAGUUGGACUUUGAAGAGUUCGUACAUUACCUCCAAGAUCAUGAGAAAAAACUGAGGCUGGUGUUCAAGAGUCUGGACAAAAAGAACGAUGGACGAAUCGAUGCUCAAGAGAUUAUGCAGUCCCUGCGGGACCUGGGUGUCAAGAUCUCUGAACAGCAGGCGGAGAAGAUUCUUAAGAGAAUACGAACGGGCCACUUCUGGGGCCCUGUCACCUACAUGGACAAGAACGGCACGAUGACCAUUGACUGGAAUGAGUGGAGGGACUACCACCUGCUGCACCCCGUGGAGAACAUCCCUGAGAUCAUCCUGUACUGGAAGCAUUCGACGAUCUUCGAUGUUGGCGAGAAUCUGACAGUCCCGGAUGAGUUCACGGUGGAAGAGAGGCAGACGGGGAUGUGGUGGAGGCACCUGGUGGCCGGAGGUGGGGCAGGGGCCGUUUCCAGAACCUGCACUGCUCCCCUGGACAGACUGAAGGUGCUCAUGCAGGUCCAUGCCUCCCGCAGCAACAAUAUGUGCAUCAUAGGCGGAUUCACACAGAUGAUUCGAGAGGGGGGGGCCAAGUCUCUCUGGCGGGGCAAUGGCAUCAACGUCCUCAAAAUUGCCCCUGAGUCAGCCAUCAAAUUCAUGGCGUAUGAGCAGAUGAAGCGCCUCGUUGGCAGUGAUCAGGAGACGCUGAGGAUCCAUGAAAGGCUUGUGGCAGGCUCCUUGGCUGGGGCCAUUGCCCAGAGUAGUAUCUACCCAAUGGAGGUGCUGAAGACCCGAAUGGCCCUGCGGAAGACAGGCCAGUACUCGGGCAUGCUGGACUGCGCCAGGAGGAUCUUGGCUAAAGAGGGUAUUGCUGCCUUCUACAAAGGCUACAUUCCCAACAUGCUGGGGAUCAUCCCCUAUGCUGGCAUCGACCUCGCUGUCUAUGAGACACUGAAAAAUACCUGGCUACAGCGCUACGCAGUGAACAGCGCAGAUCCUGGUGUGUUUGUUCUCCUGGCCUGUGGCACUAUCUCUAGUACCUGUGGCCAGCUGGCCAGCUACCCACUGGCCUUGGUCAGGACUCGGAUGCAGGCACAAGCCUCCAUUGAGGGUGCGCCUGAGGUAACCAUGAGCAGCCUCUUCAGACAGAUUCUCCGGACUGAAGGGGCCUUUGGGCUAUACCGGGGGCUGGCCCCCAACUUCAUGAAGGUGAUUCCAGCUGUGAGCAUCAGCUACGUGGUGUACGAGAACCUGAAGAUCACCCUGGGUGUGCAGUCUCGGUGACGGGAGGGUGGCGGACUUGGUGAUCCUGGGCUUCAGCCCAGGGUGUGCAGCCAUCUCAUUCUGUGAAUGUGCCAACACUAAGCUGACCUACCCAAGCUGUGAAACCCAGGAUGCCACAAGAGAAGGGCAGGGGCUGGCAAGCUCUGGGCUGGUCCUGCUGACCUGGCAGGCCCUUGUGUCCCUUCCAAGGAAGACCUGUGGACAUUCCUUGGGGUCCAGAGGUCAGUAGGAUGUAGGCUCCUGCACCUAGAGACAGGACGUUUCCUGCAAUGCCUGCCAAAUAGUGAGCUUGGAGACCAGCUUAGUCCUUCCAUCUAGUUCUCGCAGCCAGACCUCGGCCACACCCUCCCUCUGGUCCAAAGAGCAUUCCUGUGUCCCCUCAAGUCUUUCCCGUGGAUGUGCUGUGGUAGGAAGUAGACCUCUCCCCACUUCUUCUUGUCCCUCUCCCCUCAUUGCUGCUCCUCCAAACCUGUUUCCCAAGCUGUAGCAUUCCCGUGGACCUGUGGUACAGGAAGCUGAAGGAGUACCCCUUAAUGUCCUUGCCUCCUCUGAGCUCACCAGCAAAGCUGUGUGGAUGGGCCUGGGGACUCAGGCACUGGCUGCCUGACACGGUGGUGCAUGGCUUUGCUGAAAUCUAGGACCUGGAUCCCAGAGGAUCUGUGCUACCUGCAUGGGCCUAAUGUCCUCUGAGCUGUCCCUAAACCCCGUCAGGACUGGCACCAGAUCGUGACCACACUUACUGUUCCAGUCUGUGGUGUGAGGGUGGGGCAGGGUGUCUGUCCCGGUGUGCUGUCCUGAUGAGAAGGAAAGGAUGCUGAAGGCCUUAAUUAUGUCUGAACUGGAUAAAGGCUGUGGUUCGGAAGGACAAGCUGGACAAAGCACGUGUACAGCACUUACAGAGAGAGCCGGAAGGAAGUGGUUUGGCUGCUUUAAAGUCUGUUCUGAGGUCCUGUGGGCCAAGUGGGACCAGCCUCACAUUCCACACGGCAUAUCACACUGCUUGGAGCCUAUUUAUUUUGUAUUUAUUUGAACAGAGUUAUGUCCUAACUAUUUUUAUAGAUUUGUUUAAUUAAUAGCCUGUCAUUGUCAAGUACAUUUUUUAUUCAUA
Molecule: messenger RNA, 2859 nt
Organism: Microtus oregoni (creeping vole)
Lineage: Eukaryota; Metazoa; Chordata; Mammalia; Rodentia; Cricetidae
Gene: Slc25a25
Product: solute carrier family 25 member 25
Exons: 11
Coding region: 246-1751 (501 amino acids)
Biological process (GO): transmembrane transport
Cellular component (GO): mitochondrial inner membrane
Molecular function (GO): ATP transmembrane transporter activity; calcium ion binding
Source: RefSeq, a predicted model, not a curated record